AUGGCUGACGGAGCAGGUGGAAAUAAUCAAGGUAACCAUGCUGUAGCAAUAGCAGAGGACAGGGACAGGGCAAUCAGAGAUUAUGCCAUCCCCAUGCUUGACGGGCUGCAUCCAUGCAUUACCCCUGGUAUGACAGAAGAGGCUCUUCACCUCAAGUUAUUUCCUUAUUCUCUGAGGGACAGAGCUAGAGCAUGGCUGAAUUCUCUGCCACCAGAUUCGGUGGCUACAAGGACUGAUUUGGCUGAGAAGUUUCUGGUGAAAUAUUUCCCUCCAAACAAAAAUGCCAAACUCAGGAAUGAUAUCACAUCAUUUCAGCAGUUGGAGGGGGAAGCUCUAUGUGAAUCAUGGGAAUGCUUUAAGGAGUUACUAAGGAAGUGUCCAUACCAUGGACUUCCUUAUUGGAUUCAAAUGGAAACCUUUUAUAAUGGACUCAACGCUUCGACUAGAGCCAUGGUGGAUGCAUCAGCAAAUGGUGCCUCACUUGUGAAGUCGUACAAUGAGGCUUAUGAAAUUUUGGAGAGAAUGUCCAACAACAACUACCAGUGGCCCACUAAGAGAGUUUCCACAGGAAGACGUGUGGCUAGAAUUCAUGAAUUAGACGUCGUGACUGCAUUGACAGCUCAAGUUUUUUCACUGUCUAAUAUUUUGAAGUCUAUGAACGUGACUGCAGGAGCUAAUGCAGCAACCCCAGUUGAAUUAGCUUGUGUUUAUUGUGGAGACAGACAUUCGUUCGAAAACUGCCCAUCCAACCCCGCCUCAGUUUGUUAUGUGAACAAUUUCAACAGGAAUAACAAUCCGUAUUCCAACACAUACAACCCAGGGUGGAAGCAACAUCCGAAUUUUUCUUGGGCAAAUCAAGGAGCUAAUUCUUCAGCAGGGUCGAGUAAACCAGUGUAUCCACCGGGUUUCCAUCAGCAGCAACACCAAAGGCAGCCACCUCAAGAACAAUCAACUCGGAUGGAGGUGCUGCUUAAAGAGUAUAUUGUGAAGAAUGAUGCAAUCAUUCAGAUUCAAGCAGCCCUCCUUCAAAGUCAAGCUGCAUCAUUGAGGACUUUAGAGAAUCAAGUGGGGUAG
Morus notabilis is the source of this 1074-nucleotide messenger RNA. RefSeq lists its product as uncharacterized. NCBI's taxonomy places the organism in Eukaryota, Viridiplantae, Streptophyta, Magnoliopsida, Rosales, Moraceae. Bases 1 to 1074 code for a protein of 357 amino acids. The record is from RefSeq and is a predicted model, not a curated record. The transcript has 2 exons.